Molecule: messenger RNA, 807 nt
Organism: Diospyros lotus (date-plum)
Lineage: Eukaryota; Viridiplantae; Streptophyta; Magnoliopsida; Ericales; Ebenaceae
Exons: 4
Coding region: 92-553 (153 amino acids)
Source: RefSeq, a predicted model, not a curated record
GGUGGUGAUUCAGUGGUUCACAGCCUCUGAAGACAGUCGUGGGAGAAGUGAUCAGAAGAAGAAGAAGAAGAAGAAGAAGAAGAAGAAGAGGAUGGAAACAGGGCAUCAUCAUCAUCAAUGGUGGAAGAUGACGAGGUUCUCUUUCAGGACCGCCACUAUCGUCGUCUGUUUCUUCAAUCUGGUCACUGCCCUUCUCUUGGUCCAGGCCUUCCUCUCCGCUGCAUCCAUCCGCAAAUCGCCCGCCCGCCAUUCCCAGUCAGUUCAUCUCAGAUAUAUUAGGGAAUCCGAGGAGUUACGUCAAGCCAUGGAACCCUUGGAACUGAUAAAAAGAGUGAGAGAAAUUCAGCAAGAAACAUAUGUAGAAGCAGACCCUGUCCAGCAGAAAGACACAAAACAGACUGCUGCUGCUGACCUAAUAACAAGGUUGAGCAAUAUUCGCUCCUAUUCAGAUAGUGGCAGCCUUAAAGCUCUUGAAGAAUGGCGUAAAAGGAAGAUGGAACGUGCCAGACAGCGCCAACUUGGGAAGAAUGGAACAGCUGCCUCACAAGCUUGAAAUUCAUGGUUAAUACUCCAACCUCAAACAUCACCUGUAUUGAUCACUAUUUGUUUAAGUUAUGGACUUAAUACAGUUGUACAUUUUGCAACUUCAGUUUGUAAUGAACCAUUAUUAUGCCUAAUCCCUCGGAGAAAUCUGCAGUAUACUGGUCCUAUGAAGAUUGAAGACAAUGUUUAUUGAACUUUUGAGUGUAUAAUAUUAUAUGUUUCAUGAUUUUCACACCAGAGAUGAACUGGGGGCUUGAUGUUGUA